CCGCACCGCACCGCCUCCUCGCCCCCCCGUGCCCCCCAACCCCAGUCGCUCCCGGGCGCGGCGCCUCGCAUUUCUGCCGGAUUCCCCGCCGCUCUCGCCGCCGCGAUCCAGCGCCCAGCGUCAUGGAGCCGGCCGAAGGCAGCGAGCGCCGCCGCUCCGCAGGUCCAGCCGUCCCGCCGCCGCCCAGGGGCCCCCCGCCCAUGGCCGCCGCUCCCGGCCCGGGUCCGCUGUGCUCCCCUGCGCGGGAGCCGCCGCAGUCCAAGGAGGAGCGGCAGCUGCGGAUCAGCGAGAGCGGCCAGUUCAGCGACGGGCUGGAAGACCGAGGCUUACUAGAAAGCAGCACUCGACUGAAACCUCACGAAGCCCAGAACUACAGAAAGAAGGCGUUGUGGGUCUCCUGGUUCUCCAUAAUCGUGACACUUGCCCUGGCGGUGGCUGCCUUUACUGUCUCCGUUAUGAGGUACAGCGCCUCUGCUUUUGGGUUUGCAUUUGAUGCCAUCCUUGACGUCCUGUCAUCAGCGAUUGUCCUGUGGCGUUAUAGCAACGCAGCUGCUGUACAUUCUGCCCAUAGGGAAUACAUAGCCUGUGUCAUCUUGGGGGUGAUAUUUCUUCUGUCAUCCAUAUGUAUAGUAGUCAAAGCCAUCCAUGACCUCUCAACUAGGCUGCUCCCAGAAGUGGAUGAUUUCCUGUUCAGUGUCUCCAUUGUAAGUGGGAUCCUUUGCAGUAUCCUGGCUGUGUUGAAGUUUAUGUUGGGGAAGGUUCUGACCAGCAGAGCACUCAUCACAGAUGGCUUUAACUCGCUCGUGGGCGGUGUCAUGGGCUUCUCCAUUCUUCUGAGUGCCGAGGUGUUCAAGCAUAAUGCGUCUGUCUGGUACCUGGAUGGCAGCAUGGGCGUGCUGAUUGGUCUCACCAUAUUUGCCUAUGGGGUCAAACUCCUGUUUGACAUGGUGCCCAGGGUGAGGCAGACGCGCCACUACGAGAUGUUCGAGUGAGCUGCAGCAACAUGGAGGCUGUCAGGAAGGAUGACGAGAGGUUUCUGCACAGGCAGACAGUGCCAAGAUUUGACUGAACAUCCAAUUUCUUUCUUGGGAAGUUUGUGCUCCUGGGAAGGAGCUCUGCCCAGCAGGUGGGUCUGCACUGCUUCCCCUUACCCUCCACCCUUCACCCUCCACCGCACCCCUUCAGCUCAUGCAUGCAGGAGGGGAGGCCUGCUUCCCCAUCUCCCAGGCAGGAUGGUUGCUCUCAGUCUUCCAGAGCACAAGGGCUCUCCCUGGUAGGGUUAGAUCUCGGCUUGGCAGAAAGUCGUUCUGUGGUGCUCUGAGUCUGGAAUGGAUGGCCGCUGACCAGACCCACCUCCUGCAGCUCCGCCUCCUUGAACCAGUCAGUCUCUUCUCUCUUGGCAGAAUUUAAGGGAAGACUACACCCUCCCUCCACCCACUUAAGUCCCCAGAACCAUCAGUAUGUAUCACCUCCUAAUUUCUAUCAAUGUAUUUCAUUAGUUUCAUACUGUUUUACUAAUCUUAAAUCUAAACAGAUGUGUUGCAAAGGAGACCAUUCUAUUUUUAAAGUAUUUAGUGAUAUCUGUAGGAGCUUUGCAUGGAUGAACUAAGCACACGACCCUUUCUUGUACACUGAAAACCUGAAUAUUCAUGUGAAAACAGGAUCCAUUUUUGAGAGAUGUGAAACUAGUCUGUUUGUAUUAACUAUAUAUGCAUAGAUCUAUAUGCUGUGUUAAGUGGUAAUGACCCAUUACUGCCUGUUAGCGAUGGCUCACUCCUCCUCUGUAUGGAACAAGGCAUCUGCAGUUUUAAGUAUAACUUCCAUAAAGAUGUUCCCCCAACACACAACAUUCUGUACCUCUAGUGCUGCUGCUGGUCCUGCCAACAGUGUCUGAUCAAUAAAGACCUUUAUUUGUUUUGUAUGGCACAGUGAGAUGA
Messenger RNA from Erinaceus europaeus (western European hedgehog), 1937 nucleotides. RefSeq names its product transmembrane protein 163 (gene TMEM163). Gene Ontology annotation, molecular function: zinc ion binding. The transcript has 8 exons. The record is from RefSeq and is a predicted model, not a curated record. Gene Ontology annotation, cellular component: synaptic vesicle membrane. NCBI's taxonomy places the organism in Eukaryota, Metazoa, Chordata, Mammalia, Eulipotyphla, Erinaceidae. Bases 123 to 992 code for a protein of 289 amino acids.